Columba livia (rock pigeon) is the source of this 2981-nucleotide messenger RNA. It is a transcript of the gene DCST2, whose product is annotated as DC-STAMP domain containing 2. The record is from RefSeq and is a predicted model, not a curated record. Gene Ontology annotation, cellular component: membrane. NCBI's taxonomy places the organism in Eukaryota, Metazoa, Chordata, Aves, Columbiformes, Columbidae. Bases 1 to 2487 code for a protein of 828 amino acids. The transcript is spliced from 15 exons.
AUGGUGGGAAGCUCCAUGGAACCUGCAACGGUGGGAUGCUCCGUGGAACCGGCGCAUUGUGAGCCACCCAUUCCACACACCGUAUCCGUGUACCUGGAGCUGGGGAGAGCACUGGGAGAGCACUGGGAGAGCACUGGGAGAGCCCAUCCCAGUAUGGGGCUGGGCAAAGCCCUGCAAAGACUGAGGUGCCGGGGGAAAAGCCCGGCGCCGCCGCUGUCCGGUGGCAAAAAGCCCCGUCAACCCGGGGAAGAGAGCAAAGUGCGGCAAUUAACCCGCAGCCUCAUGGGGCUGGUGCUGGGGCUGGUGCUGGCAACUCUGUAUGGGGCUCUGGUGCUGCUGGCCCAGGGCCACAACAUCUGGUACUGCCUGGUGACCACCAUCACGCUGGGCGCGGGGCUGGGGCUGGGCAUGGCGUUCUCCGUCAAGAUGCGCGUCACCGUGCUGCUGUCCCUGCCCUAUGUCUUCACCAAGGAGGGGAAGACGCUGCUGCUGCUGCUGGCGCUGGGGCUGGCCAUGCAGGGGCCCUGCUCCAACAUCCUGCACAACUUCUCCCGGGCGGCCGAGUCGCUGUCGUGCGGGGCCGAACUCGCCCUCAACCAGACGGCCGAGCGGGUGGAACGCGCCCAGAACCCGCUGAUCAAGGUGCUGGCCAAAAUCAAGGAGAUCGCCCAGGAAGCCAAGGUGGUGGGCGACCACGUCCGCAAGUUCUUCCGCUCCAUCAUGGACUCCAUCAGCCACGUCGGCCGAGUCCUGUACAACGUCUGGCACUGGUUGGCCAACAUGGGCAAGGUGUGCAACGAGGAGCUGGGCUCGCCGUACCACCGCUGCAUGCAGCUCUUCGACAAGGCCAGGGACGACUGCUUCCGCGCCAUCCCCUUCCUCUUCUUCCUCUGCUACAUCGUCUCCGCCUUCAAGCCCCUCUGCGGGCUGGCCAACAUCGGCCUCCUCUUCUGCAUCAUCCCCCAGUACAUCGCGUCCUUCCUCAAAGAGAACAUCGCGGAACCCGUGGCGGAUUCUCUGGACCGCGUCCGGCGGGAGUUUGAGUUCAACAUCUCGGCCUCGCAUCGCUUCGACGUCAACCUCAACGCCAGCAAGACGCUGAACGAGGUGGCCCUGGACAUCAUGGAGGAGGUGCACAUGCGCAUGCAGCCCACCUCCGAGCUCCUGGGCAUCUUCACGCACGUCUCCUUCAUCGCCAUCCUCUACGUGUACCUCCAGGCGCUGCGGUACCACCACCAGUACCUGCACGACGAGUCCUUCGACAACAUCUACAUCACGCGGCGGUUCGUGCGGCUGGACCUGCGGCAGGCGGAGCAGGGCAAACCCACCGUGCUGCCCCUCUCGGCCUGGGAGAGGAGCCGCUACAUCCCUCCAACCGCGCUGUGGCUGUGCCAGCAGGAGCAGCGGCGCUACGGGCUGCAGCUGGUGGGGGUCCUGCGCCACGUGCUGUUGGGGUUCAGCAUCGUCCUGGCCGAUUAUGGCCUUUUCUGGCUGCUCGACCUCAUCCGGCAUCAGCUGCGCGGGGAGAUCGUCGCCAGGGCGCCGGUGGUGAUGGGCGUCACCAUCAACGGGACCGGCUACACCAGCGAUAUCUUCCGGGAUUUGGUGUCCGCCUUCGACGUGCUGCAGCAGGGCAACGUCUCGGUGGUUUCCCAGCGCUGCCUCCUCUACCCCGUGGAGCCCGACUACACCACCUACCUCAGCAUGGGACUCCUCUAUGGCAUCUGCCUCUUCAUCGCCGUCUUUGGCGGCUACAUUGCGCGGCUGCGCCGGGUGGUGUGCGCCGCCUACUAUCCUCGCCGCGAGCAGGAACGCAUCGUCUUCCUCCACACCACCAUCCUGGCGCGGCGAGUGGGGCUGGCCCGCGUCCUGCGCCAAGCGGCCACGCAGCACGUGGCCGAUGCCAAGCAGGGCGGCGGGCUCCUCCGCUUCCUCACCACCAGGCUGCCGGUACUUGCCCCCCUGGCUCAACUCUUGGGCUUCCAGAAGAAACACUGCCUGGCUUGCAGGACAGCGCAGCGCGCGGACUUCGUCACCUGCAUCACCUCCGGAUGCAAAGGGCUCUAUUGCCGCGAGUGUUUCCAAACGCUGCGCAACAUCUGUACCGUCUGCAUGGGCCCCCUGACCUUCCAGGACACCGGGGACGAGGAGAUGGAUUCCAGCGACGAGGAGACGGUGGAGCUGUGGCUGUCGGCGGUGCGCGCGUGGCGCGGCGAGGAGCGCGGGCACCAGCUGCGCCGGGGCAUCCGGGAGAUUUUGGAAGGCCGGGGGGGCGCCCGGCGCUUGCCCCCCAGGAUGGAAGCCCGGCUACGAGCCCGGCUGAGAGAAGAAGCCAGCGGGGAGAGCGAUGGAGGGGACAGUGAGGUGGACGACAGGUCGCUCUCCAGCCUGGAUUUUGGCUACCAGGAGAGGAUGGAGAGCAGCGGCAGCGAGCUGGAGGAGGUGGUGACCAUGCGGCCGCCCAGCAGGCAGCGCAGGGCCUGGUGACGGUGCCACGCGGUGGUGAGGCCGCGGGGACGUGGCCGGAGCCCGAGCGGCGCGGUGGACGCCGGGAGCUGCUGGGGCGGGUGGGGGGGGUUGGUCAAUAAAGCGCCUGGUCCCGGUGCCCCGAGCCGGCGUGUGGUACCUCGGGGGGAUCCCAACCUCGCGGUGUCCCCAGCGUCCUUGGUGGCUUGUCCCUGCCGUGCCCUCAGCCCCACGCUGGCCCCAGCCCUGUUGUCAUGGGGCUCAAGUGCUGCUGUGCCCCCGGACCCUCAGUGUCCCCAUCCCCUUGGUCCUGUCCCUGCAGUGUCCCCAGCCCCACGGUGUCCCCAUCUCCAUCCCCUCAAUGCCCACAGACCCUCAAUGUCCCCAGCAUCGUGAUGCUCCCGUCUCCAUCCACACAGUGUCACCAGCUCUGUCCCUGUCCCCACAGUGCUCCCCACCUCCAUCCCCACAGUGUCCCCAUCCCCACAGUGUCCCCAUCCCUAUGUGUUCCCAUC